AAGAAGUAUUUUAAAGAGCCGCGAAAAGUGCAGACUACAGUAGUGUCCGCAGCGCCGCAACAAAAGAGCGCGUCAAAACGGGCAGACAAAACUGCACUCGAAACAAUCACAACUAACUGGAAAAUGUAAACAAACAAAGGCAACAGCGGCUAAACAACUUUCUGCGAACGCCAACGAAACAAGCUGAAAGAAACAACUGAAAGAGCCAACAACAACAGUUAGCACAGCGGAAGAAUCUCGCUGGAGUUAGCCAUCUACAAUAACUCCGAACCGGGCGCUACGUGUGAACGAAGCCGAAGUCAAAGUCAAAGUCGAAGAGAAAGAGGAAGCCAGGAAAAAAACUGAACUGAACGAUACAUAAACUGUUUGCCGCUAACAACUUAACGAAAGCCGAGAGCGAGAGAGAGAGUGUGUGUGAUAUUAACCGGCAGCUUGGCCUGGCCCGGCCAUGAUCUUGGCCAGCACGGAACGCGACUCAGUCAGUUGUCGGUCAGACGCGCACGCAUGCGCACGUUAUUGAAGAUUGGAGCGUGGAUACAAAUACGAGUAUCUCUGAGAUACUAAGAUACGAAUUACGCGGCAACCGUUAGACUGUAGGUGUGUCUCGCGCGCAUAGAUGAAGUAAUUGCAGGUGGCAGCUUCAUGUCGUUUUGAGCGUCUUGUUCAAAGUUUGAGUUUUGGUAAAGCAAAUAGAAAAUGUGCUAAAUGCAGUAGAUAGCGAAAUUGCAAACACUCUCGCACAAAAUAGACGACAAAAAGAAAGCAACGUUGUGCGUGCCACGCACUGCCAAAAAGAAUUUGUGAAAAUCAACAACAUUACAGUUGGCAAACAAUAAAGAGCGUGCCACAACGGACAAGUUCAAAUCAAUGAAAUUGUGUUUGCGUGUUAAUCUGGUUUUGUGCGGAACAUUUGUAAAUUGAUUGUGACCAACAAACGGCAGACAGACUGAUUUCGCCCACAAAAAAAGCGACAAUAGUUGGUUAUUGUUUGGAGGCCAUCACAGCUGCCCUGAGCCCAGAGCCCUGAGCACGUCGGCCCAGUUAGCAUAAUUCGCCAACGGCAGUCGAGCGCAACCAAAUAGCCUCAACUUGGGACGAUAAUUUGUUCAAUUACAGUCGGAAGGUGUGAAUUUGCACAGCCGCAAAUGAAACAAAUGAAAUUGAAAAUGCGAAUGCAAAACCUUUCAGUUGACACAAAAAACUGGACACUCUUUAAUUGGCUGAGAAGUGAGAGUCAUUGCACAUCCUCAAUUCAGAGUAAAAGAAAUCGCAUUGCCAUGGCAAAAACUAACAACAACAACUCGCACAACUUGCUGCAGCUGACGUUAUUGGCGAUGUACCUCUGCUUCCAUCUCGCCAGCACUGUCAACGCGGAUGAGCUGUCUGUGUCCACAACGCCACUAACGCCUGACUUCAGUACCGAGUCAGGAACUGAGACAAUCACAAAUACACCUGCAGAGGAUUGGCAACCGAUUGUAAAUGUAACUCAGAAGCCGUCAACUAGGAAGCGGGUCAACGGAAGCGACUCAAUACUGUUGCGUUUCGCGCGCAGUUUCUCCAGCGGCAACGAGCUCUGGGAUGGUAUCAUACGCGACUGCUACAAGCGACCAGACAUGUCCUGCUUUCAAAAGAAUGUCUACAGCUAUCUGGAUGGGGCUCUGAGUAUGAACGAUGUCAAUGUGACACAGCGUCUAAAGUUCUACAAAAAUCAAGUGCAAUACGAGCCGGAUAAUGAAAUCGAAGAGGAAAUACCGAAUGAAGGGCGAUCUGCCCCGGAAACCCCCAUCGAGGAAGUGUCCAAUGCGCUCUACGGGAAAACAAUCAAAUUCGCAAUGACACACGAUGUGGAAGUUCAAUUGCCGGAGAUUAUGUUUAAUGGUGCCACAUUUCGAAUCUCGCCUCGGUCCAUCGAAGGCAAUGGGGUCAUUGCCAAACUGGAGCUGAUACCCAAACAGAUGGUGCAGGCUCGUCUACUUGGCAUGAUCAAGAAGAAAAUCGACAAAUUUCUACGCAACAAAUUGCUGUUGUCAUUUAUUGCAUUGGCGCUCAUCAUUAAGAUCAUCAAGAUCAAGUUAUUCUGGUUGCUUCCGAUCGUCAUUGGCGUUGGUGCGGCCAAAAAGUUGUUGCUGAAAUUCCUACUCUUCCUUUUCCCGGCAUUAUCGCAUCUCUUCAAGCUCUGCUCAUACUAUCAGCAGUCGUAUCAUGGAGGCACGAAGUACCAUCACCACCAUCAUCUGAUCAAUCAUCAUCACACGGUUGUGCCACCAUGGCACAGCGGUGAGCAUCAUUCGGUGCCGGAAAUCAUCUACACGCAUCCACCCAAAGGACAUCCAUCAGCAUACCUACACGGCGCUCCUGUGCACGAGACCUACGGUCCUGGGCCAGGACAUGAGCACUUCGAGGGCGCUUGGGAGAACAGCGGACCUGGACUGGGCUCUGAAUACAUAGGCGAUAUUAAUCGCGCUGCACACGUUGAUGAUAAUGCGCAUUAUUUUAAACCUCACACAAACGAUGCAAAUGAGCUGCAUACUUGGGGCUUGGGCACAACCCAAAGUUAUGCAAAGCAGCAACAGCAGCAGCAGCAUCGUCAGCCGACUGUUUCCCAGUAUCAGCAUCAGCAACAAACGCAAUCAUGGCCAGGCACCCAACAACAAAGGCCACCCACACAGCCACAACAACAACAACAGCACCAACACCAGCAACAACAAUUGAGUUAUCAAACACCGCAUGCCUCUAGUCACAGUUUAAAUAAAUUACAGAAUCUGGACGAACAAAGCUCCAGGCCAGCCUUUUCACAGCACAAUCCUGUCUAUGCAGCAGGACCCCUGCGACAGAAUGUCGGAGGUGGGCUAACAGCUGCACAAAUCGCUGCCCAAUACGAGCCGCCAGCCCGAAGCAAUCAGCCCCAGCAGCAGCCACAACAACAGGAGCCUCAACUUUCGCCACAGCUGGCAGCACAAUUGAAGGAGGCUAUUCGCAUACAGGCUGAGCAACGACUGAUCCAACAGCAACAACAGAUUCUGGAGCACCAACCUUUCGUACAGGAUGGACAGCCACUGUAUCCACUGAACUAUGAUCCAUUCUACAGCCCGAUAUUACUGAAGAUUGACAAAAUCAUCGAGCAGCUGGGCGUCAAGAAUGAUCUCUGCAAAGAGCGCAUCGUGUGCAACAUGUACAAGGAUCCAGCGACCUACAGUCCGCACAGCAAUUUCAUAUCCGCUGAGCUCAGUCGAGAUACAAACGAACUGGAGCCCGUAACGCAUGCCAAUGAGGCAGUGCGUCGCUUUUACCGUCUCAUACAGGCAGCCCGUGAUGGACAGGAGCAAAAGGAUUGUCAAAUCCUCUAUCCACAGUGCAAUAUGCAGACAUAAUACAAUAGUUGAUAAUGCAGCAGCUGCAUUAGCAAUAAGUACGAACUAUUUAAUUUGAGUCAACAUUUCCUUGUUAAAUCGAACUGUGAAUAUGCGAAUAUCUUAAACAUAAUCUAAUUGUUAAUCUUUA
This is a messenger RNA of Drosophila sulfurigaster albostrigata, 3501 nucleotides long. RefSeq lists its product as uncharacterized. The transcript has 9 exons. The record is from RefSeq and is a predicted model, not a curated record. The coding region runs from base 1146 to 3371 and encodes 741 amino acids. NCBI's taxonomy places the organism in Eukaryota, Metazoa, Arthropoda, Insecta, Diptera, Drosophilidae.